AAUUUAAUACUCAAUUCAAAUUCACAUCCCACUUCACAAAAGUAUAAAAAUCCCCUCCAAAAAAUAUCAACAAAACAUACAUACAAACAUGUCCAACGUUGUCACCGAUCCUCGCCCCGUUGUCCGAAAAUUCCUGGCUCGGCCUCAGCACGAAGGCGUCGGCGCCACCGUCAGAAGAAGCAUCGGAAGAUUUGAGCUGAAAUACUUCGACCCUUUUCUUGUUCUGGACGAGUUCUCAGUUACUGCUCCUGCUGGAUUUCCUGAUCACCCACAUAGAGGAUUCGAGACCGUCACCUACAUGCUGCAGGGAGCGGUGACACACGAGGACUUUGAGGGGCACAAGGGCACGAUCGAAGCCGGUGACCUACAAUGGAUGACCGCAGGAAGAGGUAUUGUCCACUCAGAAAUGCCUGCAGCAGAGGGAACUCAAAAGGGGUUGCAAUUAUGGAUCAACCUCUCCUCCAAACACAAAAUGAUUGAGCCAAAGUAUCAAGAAAUGAAGAGCACAGAUAUAAAAGAAGCUUCUAGAAACGGUGUCGAAGUGAGAGUGAUUGCAGGGGAAUCAUUGGGUGUGAGGUCAGAGAUAUACACAAGAACUCCCACCAUGUAUCUUGACUUCACACUCAAGCCAGGGGCACACAUUAGGCAGCCAAUACCCCUGUCUUGGAAUGCCUUUGUGUAUGUUUUGGAGGGAGAAGGUGUGUUUGGGAAGGAGAGAUGUUCGGCCGUGUCGGCCCACCACCUGCUCCUCCUUGGGGAGGGCGAUGGCCUCUACGCCUCCAACAAGUCAUCCAAGGCGCUGAGGUUUAUUCUGGUUGGAGGCGAGCCGCUGGGGGAGCCCGUGCGCCAGUAUGGACCCUUUGUGAUGAACACACAAGAACAAAUUGAUCAAACUAUUGAGGAUUAUGAGAAUUGUACUAAUGGAUUUGAGAAGGCUAGGCAGUGGAAGUCUCAAUCCAGUUUUGUAUUUGGUUAUUGAUUACUUUAGUAGUUUGUUAUUGUUAUGAUCAUGUCAUUUUGUUGUUGCACACAUAUAUUCAAUAGUUAAGUGAUAAAGAUCAUUAUGUCGUGUAA
Molecule: messenger RNA, 1074 nt
Organism: Salvia hispanica
Lineage: Eukaryota; Viridiplantae; Streptophyta; Magnoliopsida; Lamiales; Lamiaceae
Product: RmlC-like cupins superfamily protein
Source: RefSeq, a predicted model, not a curated record